Molecule: messenger RNA, 3156 nt
Organism: Dama dama (fallow deer)
Lineage: Eukaryota; Metazoa; Chordata; Mammalia; Artiodactyla; Cervidae
Product: histone-lysine N-methyltransferase PRDM9-like
Exons: 11
Coding region: 1-3156 (1051 amino acids)
Biological process (GO): regulation of transcription by RNA polymerase II; central nervous system development
Cellular component (GO): nucleus
Molecular function (GO): RNA polymerase II cis-regulatory region sequence-specific DNA binding; histone methyltransferase activity; protein binding
Source: RefSeq, a predicted model, not a curated record
AUGUCCAGGGCACCAUUAAGUAAGGAAUCUAGUUUGAAGGAAUUGCCGGGAGCAGCAAAAUCGCUGAAGACAAGUGGCUCCAAGCAGGCUCAGAAACCAGUGCCCCAUCACAGAAAAGCAAGGACCCCUGAACAGCACCCCAGACAAAAAGUCGAACUCAGAGGAAAGGAGACUGGAGUGAGGAGGUACAGUCUACGGGAAAGAAAGGGCCACGUGUACCAAGAGGUCAGCGAGCCCCAGGAUGACGACUACCUCUAUUGUGAGGAGUGUCAGAAUUUCUUCAUCGACAGCUGUGCUGCCCAUGGGCCCCCAACCUUUGUAAAGGACUGUGCAGUGGAAAAGGGGCAUGCCAACCGCUCAGCCCUCACUCUGCCCCCUGGGUUAAGCAUCAGACUGUCGGGCAUCCCUGACGCUGGGCUUGGAGUGUGGAACGAGGCGUCCGAUCUGCCGCUGGGCCUGCACUUUGGCCCCUAUGAGGGCAAGAUCACAGACGAUGAAGAGGCCACCAACAGUGGAUACGCCUGGCUGAUCACCAAAGGGAGGAACUGCUACGAGUAUGUGGAUGGAAAGGACACGUCUUGGGCCAACUGGAUGAGGUAUGUGAACUGUGCCCGGGACGAUGAGGAGCAGAACCUGGUGGCCUUCCAGUAUCACGGGCAGAUCUUCUACCGAACCUGCCAGGUGGUCAGGCCGGGCUGUGAGCUGCUGGUCUGGUACGGGGACGAGUAUGGUCAGGACCUUGGCAUCAAGCGGAACAGCAGGGGGAAGAGUGAGCUCGCGGCCGGGAUAGAGCCGAAGCCCAAGAUCCAUCCAUGUGCCUCCUGCUCUCUGGCCUUCUCCAGUCAGAAAUUCCUCAGCCAACACACCCAACGCAGUCACCCCUCUCAGACCCUCCUGAGACCAUCUGAAAGAGACCUCCUCCAACCAGAGGAUCCCUGCCCAGGCAAUCAAAAUCAGCGAUAUUCAGAUCCACACAGCCCAAGCGACAAACCUGAGGGUCAGGAGGUCAAGGAGAGACCCCAACAAUUGCUGAAAAGCGUAAGGCUGAAGAGGAUUUCAAGGGCCCCUUCCUACUCAUCCGGAAGACAAAUGGGGGAUUCUGGGGUGCAUGAGAGAAUGACAGAAGAGCCCAGCACAAGCAGGAAACUGAAUCCAGAUGACACAGGCACAUUGCUCACAGGGGCAGGGGUCUCAGGGAUUAUGAGAGUCACGUACGGAGAGUGUGGGCAAGGCUCCAAGGACAGCUUCAGUCAGAAGGCCCAUCUCAUCAGACACCAGAGGACACAUACAGGGGAGAAGCCCUAUGUUUGUGGGGAGUGUGGGCGAAGCUUCAGUCAGAAGUCCCAUCUCAUCAGACACCAGAGGACACAUACAGGGGAGAAGCCCUAUGUUUGUGGGGAGUGUGGGCGAAGCUUCAGUCAGAAGUCCGUCCUCAUCACCCACCAGAGGACACACACAGGGGAGAAGCCCUAUGUUUGUGGGGAGUGUGGGCGAAGCUUCAGUCAGAAGUCCGUCCUCAUCACCCACCAGAGGACACACACAGGGGAGAAGCCCUAUGUUUGUGGGGAGUGUGGGCGAAGCUUCAGUCAGAAGGCCCAUCUCAUCAGACACCAGAGGACACAUACAGGGGAGAAGCCCUAUGUUUGUGGGGAGUGUGGGCGAAGCUUCAGUCAGAAGUCCCAUCUCAUCAGACACCAGAGGACACAUACAGGGGAGAAGCCCUAUGUUUGUGGGGAGUGUGGGCGAAGCUUCAGUCAGAAGUCCGUCCUCAUCACCCACCAGAGGACACACACAGGGGAGAAGCCCUAUGUUUGUGGGGAGUGUGGGCGAAGCUUCAGUCAGAAGUCAGAUUUCAUCAGACACCAGAGGACACACACAGUGGAGAAGCCCUAUGUUUGCGGGGAGUGUGGGCGAAGCUUCAGUCAGAAGCCCCAUCUCAUCAGACACCAGAGGACACACACAGGGGAGAAGCCCUAUGUUUGUGGGGAGUGUGGGCGAAGCUUCAGUCAGAAGUCCGUCCUCAUCACCCACCAGAGGACACACACAGGGGAGAAGCCCUAUGUUUGUGGGGAGUGUGGGCGAAGCUUCAGUCAGAAGGCCCAUCUCAUCAGACACCAGAGGACACAUACAGGGGAGAAGCCCUAUGUUUGUGGGGAGUGUGGGCGAAGCUUCAGUCAGAAGUCCCAUCUCAUCAGACACCAGAGGACACAUACAGGGGAGAAGCCCUAUGUUUGUGGGGAGUGUGGGCGAAGCUUCAGUCAGAAGUCCGUCCUCAUCACCCACCAGAGGACACACACAGGGGAGAAGCCCUAUAAGGGGCUCAAGAGGCUGAUGUCCGCCCGGCCAGCAGAAGACACCAAGGGGAGAGUGGGCCAUGUGGAGGGGGGCGGAGGCGGCCAGGCCCCACCUGACACCGUGACUGCCCUGCACCGUCACACAGGACACCAGCAGUCACGGGACGGACAGCCAGCUGCCUCCGCCCCACGCUCCACCCUGACCACAGCGGCCCCAGGGCUGUACCAGCCCCGCCUGUGGGCGGCUCUGCUUGGCUGCCGGGGCUCGGGGACCCUGGUGAGGGGCUCCCAAGACACCAAGCUGGGGUUGGCGAUGGGGGAGCUGGAUGCCUGGGAACCCGAGACCCUGCAGCAGGCCGGGCCGCUGGAGCUCCGAGCCCAGAUGCAGUUCUGUCUGAGCAUCCCCCUCCUCCAAGAAGGCGCGUCUCUGGACUCGCCGCCCGUCAGCCCCUGCCUCCCCGAGUCCUGUGUCCUUCUCAGCACAGACCACCAUCUGAAACGGCCUCCCCGCCACCUGCGUGACCUCAGUGUACCUGGCGAUCUCACGUCCUUGGUGAAGGAAGGUCCUGGCCGCCCUCAUGGCUUUCAGCUGAGUUCCCACCACAGAUUGCCGUCACGGCAGCCGGGAAGGACUCUCCACAUGGGUGUGGAGCAGGGCUCAGUGGGGCCGGAGAGAGUGGGCCCCCUGGGCCGCUCCAGUGGUCAGGGUAGACAGGAACCUCCCAGCAGUGGCUCGGACCAGCCGGCAGGCCGAUCAGCUUCCUUCUUCCUGGGACCACGAGAGGGCGAGGCUCUCAUCACUGCUCAGGGUCCUGGCUGCCCAGGAUGGGCUGCCAGUUUCACAGUCCUGAACACCCUGUGA